AUGUAUCUCCCUCGGCAGCUCAUCUCACACCUCUACCUACAACUCCUCCGAUCUCACCACCCACUUUCUCCACCCGUUUUGAUUCUCGUGGCAUUAGAGCCAGACGCGCUAUGUGCCUGUCGAAUUCUCACAGCUUUGUUAAAACGCGACUAUAUCCCUCAUAAAAUCCAACCAGUUGCAGGAUAUGGCGACCUGUCGCGUGCGGGGGAGGAGUUGGUUCGCCCAAUGCAGACCACCAAUGGCGGCAGCGGAGGAGUUGUCAUCUGUCUCGGUGUAGGUGGUCUGGUUGAUUUGGGUGAGAUAUUGGCGUUAAGCAAUCCCGAGGACGAGACCGAAGAUAUGGGAGGCGUGGAGAUCUGGGUAUUCGACGCGCGACGGCCCUGGAACCUGGGAAACGUCUUUGGUGGACUAGCAGGGAUGGGCCAGCCCAUGGCUGAAAUCGAUGCCAAUGCGCGACGGCGAGGACGCGGGGUUGACAAAGGCUGCAUCACUUCAGCUUACACGUCGAAGAAUGGUGGAAUCAUCGUGUAUGACGACGGAGACAUUGAGGAAGAGCUACGCAACGAACGAGAGGCAUACUACGCCUUACUGGAAAUGCCAGAGGUAGACGACGAAGAUGAAGAUGCGAGCGACGACGGAUCUGAAGACGAAACGCAAACAGGGUCGAAAAAACGCAAAUCUUGGUCAGGUCGCGAAGACGAUGAGGAUUCAGAAGGCGAUGAGCCGCCCCACCAGCGGAGAAGAAGCAAUUCAGGCUCCUCUAUUGCCUCGACGCCGACUCGUCGCAAAAAGACCGGAAUCAAUUCUUCGAACUCGUCGCGAUCUGUGACACCGACAACUGACUCGCCAUCCCCAGCCGAAGCAAAGCAACCCUCAGCGCGGUCAUUAAAGAAACGUUUAAUUAAUCUCAAGCGAAGACACGACUCCGUUCUACAAUCAUACUAUUCGUCUGGAACCUCAUACUCCGAACCAAUUUCAUCACUCAUCUACUCUCUGGCAUCUGAGCUUGGACGAGAUGAUAACGACCUGUUAUGGCUUGCUAUUGUCGGUGUCUCCAGUCUGGAACUCAGUGGUCGAACAAUGACUGGAGUGGGUAUUUCAAAUACAUCAGAAUCAGGAGGCUCAGCAGGCUGGGGUGGACAACGUGGUGAACAUAUCCGUCAAAUACUUCGCGAUGAAGUACAUCGUUUGAACCCGCCUGAUCCUCUAGAAUCAAACCGUGACAUUCGGGGAGAAAUCAACGGUGUCAUUCCAACAACCGCUAGAUCACCCACCGAUACUUCGAUUCGUCUUUCUCCUGAACCGCGAUUCCUUCUUGUCCGGCACUGGUCACUAUACGAGAGUAUGCUUCACAGUCCCUAUCUUGCACCGAGGCUGCAUGUCUGGACUGAGAAUGGCCGCAAACGACUACACAAGCUUCUGGCCAAGAUGGGAAUUAGUCUGACCCAAUGUCACCAAUACUAUACUCACAUGGACAUGGAGUUGAAGCGUGUACUACGGUCACGGUUGCUCAAGUACGCCCCUAUGUAUGGCCUAGAUGGACUCGUGCCAUCAGAAGGAUCUGGGAGUGCGAGUGCCCGUGAGGGCUGGGGAUUUGUGCGUUGCUGGGGCUGGAAGGCAUGUCUCUCUGCCACAGACGUAGGUGUUAUUGUUGGCGCAAUGCUGGAAGUUGGGCCACAUGAGACCUUGGCUUCUUGGGAUGCCAAACGUCUGCCACGAGCACGCGAUGAUACAGAGAACAGUGGAAUCACCAGCGAAUCCGACUUGGCUAGUCUGCUACCUCGAUUCUGGAGUGCAUACGACGCCCUUUCAUUAACGUCCGAAUCACCCACGAUUCUCCUGGAGUCUCUGCCUCUGGCACAGCAUCUGCACCGGGCUAUCCUUCGCACUGGUACCUCCUUGCUCUCUAAGCAUCAAAUCCGUCACCUUCGAGCAUUCCGUAUUGCCGUGGUCAAGGAUGGACCCGAUGUCAAACUCUUCACAAACCCCGGGGCCUUGACGAAAUUGGCCUUGUGGAUUGCCGAGGCCAUUCGAGUCCAAGAGAAAGAGCGAGGCGACUCAGUCAAGAUCGGUCGUAAGAGAGCGGCAGGAACUCCUCUUGUCCUUGCUGGCCUUGAUGAAGACCGCGAUCUCUAUGUAGUCGUCGGCACUGGUGGCGGUGGUGGUGUUGUUGACUUCGCUGCCAUGUCCAAGCGCCAAGAGGAGCGCAAGAAGAAGAAAGAACUCAAGGAGAAGAAACAGAAAGAGCGAUCAGAGCGUCGGUCCAAGCGAGCAGCAGAGCGUGCUGAACGCGAAGAGGAGACUGGCGCCGAAGACGAAGAUUCGGAAGAGUCUGAGUCCUCAUCGGAAUCGGAGUCCGAGGACGAAGAAGAUCCGCGUGGAAAGAAGCAUCUUCUCCGCAACCGAUUUGGUAUUGCCUUCCAGGAGGUAGUCCAGGAGACGAAUGCCCGUGUGCGCAUCGACAGCUUCGAGCAUUGCGUUGUCGAGGUGCAGAAGGAUGACCUUGGCGGCUUCCUCGAAGCAUUGAGUUUCCGCAGUGUGCACAAGAAUAGGAAAACCCCCCAAUCCCUCACUAUGUCGCAGCAAGAAUACCCUGUCCUCCCUCGCGAGAGUACCCUCGCCAACCUCCCCGCAGAGUAUUCCACCGACGCGCAAGAGCAAAUUACCCAAAUCCUCACCACAGCCCCAAUCAACCGGCUAGUAGUACUAGACGACGACCCAACUGGCACACAGACCUGCCACGACAUCUCCGUUCUAACAGUCUGGGACAUCCCAACACUCACAGCGGAAUUCCAAUCCACAAAGCCAGGCUUCUUCAUCCUCACAAACUCGCGCGCCCUCCCACCAAAAGAAGCAGAAACACUCAUCCACAAGAUCUGCGCAAACAUCGCCCAAGUGGCGAAAACAGCCAACCAAAAAGUCGACAUCAUCCUCCGCGGCGAUAGCACCUUACGCGGCCAUUUCCCCCUCGAAACGGACGUCGCGCAGUCGGUCUUUGGCCCUGCAAACGCACUUGUCCUCGCCCCGUUCUUCUUUCAGGGUGGGAGGCUUACCAUUGACGAUGUGCACUAUGUCACCGAAGGUGACAGCCUCGUCCCAGCGGGCGCGACACAAUUCGCCAAGGACGCAACGUUCGGAUAUAAAAGUUCCAAUCUGCGGGAUUAUGUACUCGAAAAGGCGCCCGGUCGGUUUAACACAGACCAAUUAUGCUCUGUGACAAUCGAGGAGAUUCGCACCGGCGGGCCGCAGACUGUCUGCGAGAAACUGCUUGCUGCACCGGUUGGUGGGGUAGUGAUUGUCAACGCGGCCGCGGAGUCUGACAUGCACGUUUUUGUGGAGGGGUUGCUGCUUGCUGAAUCUAAGGGCAAACACUUCCUGUACCGCACAGGUGCGGCCUUCGUCUCAACUAGACUGGGUAUCCGUUCCAAAGCACCCAUCUCCGCUGCUGAGCUUCACCUGCCCUCACCGCGCCAGACAGGCGGGCUUAUCAUUGCCGGGUCUUAUGUUCCUAAGACUACAGCACAGCUAAAGGUGUUGACAGAUCGGCGCGGCGCAUCGGGUCAGUUGGCAAUUAUUGAAAUGAAGGUCGAGGAACUUAUUGCAUCACCGGAGAGUGCGACUCAGGUUGUGCUGCGCGUCGUGCAGGAGACGGAAUCGCAUCUGAGGGCUGGGAUGGAUACGCUCGUCAUGACGAGUCGGGGGCUUGUGACUGGUGGCGAUGAAUUGUCGUCACUGAAGAUUGGAUCUGUGGUUGCUGAGGCCCUGGUUGGUGUCCUGCGGCAGAUUGAGGUGCAGCCGCGGUUUAUCAUUGCCAAGGGCGGGAUCACAUCUUCGGAUGCUGCGACUAAGGGCUUGAAUAUAAAGCGUGCUACUAUCGUUGGCCAGGCGGCGCCUGGUGUGCCUCUUUGGAGGUGCGACGAGGAUACUAGUCGCCAUCGCAGUGUGCCCUUUGUUGUCUUUCCCGGAAAUGUGGGUGGGGAGGAGACACUGUGCGAGUUGGUAGAAGGGUGGAGUUAG
This is a messenger RNA of Penicillium expansum, 4017 nucleotides long. RefSeq names its product cell division control 45 family protein. Gene Ontology annotation, cellular component: DNA replication preinitiation complex. The record is from RefSeq and is a predicted model, not a curated record. Bases 1 to 4017 code for a protein of 1338 amino acids. Gene Ontology annotation, biological process: double-strand break repair via break-induced replication; mitotic DNA replication preinitiation complex assembly; DNA replication initiation. NCBI's taxonomy places the organism in Eukaryota, Fungi, Ascomycota, Eurotiomycetes, Eurotiales, Aspergillaceae. The transcript has 5 exons. Gene Ontology annotation, molecular function: chromatin binding; single-stranded DNA binding; DNA replication origin binding.